AUGUCCGAGCAUAUCCUCUAUGCGAAGCCGCUCGUAGUUACGGAAGAGAAGUUGAGAGAGGCUCGAGAAAAGCAGCAGAAGCAGAGAGCACUUCGGGAGGCACUAGAUACGCAAAUAGAGCAGUCCAAAAAGCGCAAGCAAGGCGGAGCCUCUCAAAAAAAGAAUGGUUCUGGUGCCGCAAAUGAUGGAGUAGGGCAACGGUACACUUUCAGCUAUGAAAAUGGAUAUGGUAAGUUUGUUCAGCGAGAUGAAGAUACAGAUAUAAUUGAAAAUCCAACGACGACAUCAAUAAAGAGGGCAGGGCAGAAUAAGCCCGCAAGCCCUACGGCUCAACAACGGCCCCUCUACCAGUCGAACUCACUUCCACCAAACUUUGCAAUGAGUACGUCAGAAUCAAACCCUUUAGCGCCCAAACGGCCCGAGUACAAUACCAAAUCCCUUCCUGUCGACUUAGUGAGUAAUAAAGCCAAAAUUAAUGGUGCUUGCAACAUCGUCUCGCCGCGUAUUCGGGAGCUCUUACCACGAGGCAGGUCUUCUCAACGAAGUCCUCCGCCUAUGGAUGCAUCUGGUGAGGCCGAGUAUCAGACAAACUGUCUCCCGCGUAACUUCAACCUGGAGGAUGUGAAGAAGCAGUUCCAGCAACAGCAGCAGCAGCAACGGCUUCCUUUAAGCCCCCAGAGGACCGGGGUUCCUGCUGGUGGAUUACGAUCCCCAUUCUCUAUUUCUCCCCGAACACCGAAACGCCCAGGAGGUCCACUGCCUCCGUUAGAGCAUCUCGAGGGGGCGAAUGGAAGGCGGGCAUCAGGACGGGUGUCACCAACGUUCGAAGUUGAUGGCUCGCCGACACUGGAGCAUUUAGUGGCCCAGGGUCAGGGCCCAGGAACUCCGCGGCCACUGAAGCCAAAGCAACCACCUGCGCUACGUAGAAAGUCGAAUGAAACACGCGCCCGCCCCACUCCCGGAGCUGUGGCACCCCGCAGUGUUCAGACAAGAGUCACAGAGAACAAGGUGGAGAGGUUACAAAAGGAGCUGGAGUCGCGCGACUUUGCAAUGGCGAAAAUGCGUGAAAAGGAAAGAAAUUGGGAGGAGCAGGUGAAGCAGUUGAAAUUAGAGUUAAAGAAUGCAAGAAAGAAAGAACGAGACCUGAACAAGUUGGUCAAGGAGGGACCAAGGAGAGCAGAGACGGCACCUGAUCAACCUGUUGAGUCGACGCCAGUGCUGGGUUCUCCCGGCACGGGUGGAAAGAAAGGCGUCAGGUCCCCAUCUGCCCUUCACUUGGGGAAAAAGCAGAAUUUUGCCAAGAGUCGUAUUUUCACGCAAGAAGCCUUUCGCGCCAUCAGUGCUCCGUCUGAGGUUGCGUCGACAUCAUAUGUCCCACUCUCGCCAAGCCCCUUGCCACCGCUACAGGAGUCCUUUAAGUGUGCUUCUGUUUUGACGCGAAAGACUGCCUUUGGUCUCCCUCUGGAGCAUGCCAAUCGGCCGGUCUCAAUUGAGUAUGAGCAUCUUUUACAGUUUGUGAAAGAGCAGAUUAUCACACAACAGCAGGCGGAUGGACUGUGGCGCCUCUUCACCAAUGAAGUGUCACCACUUUCACUCCUCCGUCGGCAGUCGGGGGGUGCCCGUGUCGUCGGGGGUCCGGUGGUGGUCGACAACAGCACCUUCCUGCCACGUGAGAAAUCACCACCUGAGUUGGAGCACGACAUUGCGGUUCAAGACGAUGAAAUUGAAAAGGAACAAAGUGACGAAUUGGAGACGGGGUUCGAUAACGGCAAGGCGCAUUAUGGCGAAGGCAUUUCAGACGAGCCAGACACCUUUGAGACAUUUGCUGAACUCCACUUGGAGGAAUACCUGUCCCAGGAGGAGUCAGAUGCCGAAUGA
Trypanosoma grayi is the source of this 1878-nucleotide messenger RNA. RefSeq lists its product as hypothetical. The record is from RefSeq and is a predicted model, not a curated record. The transcript has a single exon. The coding region runs from base 1 to 1878 and encodes 625 amino acids. Lineage: Eukaryota; Euglenozoa; Kinetoplastea; Trypanosomatida; Trypanosomatidae.